Cyprinus carpio (common carp) is the source of this 2560-nucleotide messenger RNA. Its product is annotated as solute carrier family 2, facilitated glucose transporter member 8-like. NCBI's taxonomy places the organism in Eukaryota, Metazoa, Chordata, Actinopteri, Cypriniformes, Cyprinidae. The record is from RefSeq and is a predicted model, not a curated record. Gene Ontology annotation, cellular component: membrane. Gene Ontology annotation, molecular function: transmembrane transporter activity. Gene Ontology annotation, biological process: transmembrane transport.
AAUCGCAACGAUUGGUCAGCAGGUGUGUGUGUUACUGUCAGCUGACAACACCGGUUAAGUGUAUGAAGCGAUUUUCCUCGGGAUGCUGAAAAACAAAUCCUGUGAUACUUCGCUGGCUGAACUUGUGUAUGUUUUGUCAGUUGUAAUGUAUGACAUAACUGCACAGUUUGUCGGUGGCGCUUAUCUGUGAAGUGCUUGAUAAUUUGAUCACCGUUUGCGAGAGGAGACACUAUGGAUGAUUGUGAGGAGACCAGACCACUGCUGGUCAACGAUGAGCACACAGACGAGGACAGAUCAGAGCAGGACUCCUAUCUGGAUAAAGUUAAGAAUGGGAAGCUGUACAUUGCUACAUUCGCAGCAGUUCUGGGACCCCUGAGUUUUGGGUUUGUCCUGGGUUACAGCUCUCCUGCCAUACCUGAACUCAGCAAAAUCCAAGACCCAAGACUGCAGCUCAGCACAGAGGAAGCUUCCUGGUUUGGGUCCGUGGUGACCAUUGGUGCAGCUCUUGGGGGUCUCCUUGGAGGAUGGAUUGUCGAGAAGAUUGGACGAAAAUUGAGCCUUAUGUUUUGUGCAUUACCCUUCAUCUGUGGGUUUACCAUCAUUAUCGCUGCUCAGAACCACUGGAUGUUAUAUGUGGGCAGAGUGCUCACUGGUCUGGCCAGUGGAGUGACUUCUCUUGUUGUACCUCUCUACAUCUCUGAAACGGCUCAUGAGCGUGUUAGGGGAACCAUGGGCUCUUGCGUGCAACUUAUGGUUGUGAUAGGCAUUAUGGGAGCCUAUAUAACAGGUUUGUUCCUGGACUGGCGAUGGUUAGCAGUUGCAUCCUCUAUCCCUCCCACACUAAUGCUGGUGUGUAUGUGCUUCAUGCCGGAGACGCCACGAUUCCUGCUCUCCCAAGGGAAAAGGAGAGAGGCAGAGGAGGCCCUGCGCUUCCUCAGGGGUCCUGAUGCCCCGACAGAGUGGGAGUGUGCUAGAAUAGAAGAGGCCUACAAAAAUGAAGAGCAAAGCUUCAGUCUGGCGGAUCUAAAGGACCCUGGUGUCUUUAAGCCUUUAGGCAUAGGCAUUAUGAUGAUGCUUCUCCAGCAAUUAACCGGCAUUAAUGCCAUUAUGUUUUACGCAGAGACAAUCUUCGAGCAGGCCCAUUUCAAAAGCAGCGAUGUGGCCACUGUUAUUGUUGCAGCCACACAGGUGGUCUUCACUGCAAUUGCUGCUGCCAUCAUGGACAAGGCUGGGCGAAAAAUUCUCCUCAUCUUGUCUGGUGUCACCAUGUGUGUUAGUGAAGCAGUGUUUGGAGUUUAUUUCAAGUUGACUGUGAAUCAUAAUAACUCCUCACUGGCAAGUCUACUAACAGACGCCCAGGGUUCUCUAGCAGAGCAGCCUCCUACAGACCUGGCCUGGCUGGCUGUGGGAAGCAUGGGCCUUUUCAUUGCAGGUUUUGCUCUUGGUUGGGGUCCUACUCCUUGGCUGGUGAUGUCCGAGAUUUUUCCUACCCGAGUGAGGGGAUUGGGCAGUGCUCUGUGUGUGCUUACCAACUGGACCUGUGCCUUCAUUGUCACCAAGACCUUCCAGAACCUCAUGGAUGCCAUAUCCAGUGCAGGGACGUUCUGGAUGUUCUCUGGGCUCUGUGCUCUCAAUGUCAUCUUCACUGCUAUUUUUGUCCCUGAGACCAAAGGCAAGACUCUGGAGGAGAUUCAAGCCCGUUUUAAGGGGUCUUAUCAGCGCUAGACAAGUUUUUUUUUCCUUAGUGGCAAUACCAACAUUUUAAACAAACUACUUGCAAUGGUAAAAUAUUGUGCAAAAUAAUGUAAAUGUUCUCUGAUCAAAUAUGUGUUUAAUACUUUCUUAAUGUGAUUUGUCAUUGAAUUAGCACAAAUAGUGGCUGAUGUGACAUGGUUUCAGGGAGUGUUCACAAGUUUUUAAUAUGACUGUUUUUUUUUUUUUUUUGUUUUGUUUUUUUUUUUUACUGUUAUGGUUGAUGCUAAAAAUGAGACACGAUGUAAAAUCAUUUUAACUUAUUUGCAGGUCAUAGGAAAUCAGUUUUUUGAAAAAGGUCUGAAUAUAAUGUGCAUUAACACCUAUUCCUUUGACAUAUUCAAAGUUUAUAUAAGAUUCGUUAGUUUGCAGUUUCUCAGCAAUUUCCUCUGCAUCAAGACAGUAGCUUGGGUUACAAUUUAAUUAGAAUCAUCAAAUCUCAAUCUCAAAAAGAUUACAAUAUGAAAUGUUGAAUUUAAAAUGCAUGGUUACUUAAGAACUUUAUUGUUUGCUUUUUUCAGAAAGUGAGCAAAAUUAAACUGAAGUCUCAAAGGUGAAGUCAUACUGUAUGUUGAAUUAUGGUACUGAGUCAGAAAAGUAUUACGCAUUGUUUUGUAAUAAUGACAGGGAUGAUGAAUUAUGUGCCAAAUGAAGUGAUAUACCAAGUACAAGUUUAUUAAAAUGAAUUUUGUAAAACUGUAUUUCAUAUAUGCUGAUGAAUAGGCUUACAGAAAAAAUGAACAAUUCCAACAUUCUAAAUGUAUAUCACGUGUCUAUUAUUUUUCAUAAUAAAUUACUUUUGUCAAAA